Tigriopus californicus is the source of this 1049-nucleotide messenger RNA. RefSeq names its product eukaryotic translation initiation factor 6-like (gene eIF6). Gene Ontology annotation, cellular component: nucleolus; cytosol; preribosome, large subunit precursor. Gene Ontology annotation, biological process: cytosolic ribosome assembly; maturation of LSU-rRNA; ribosomal subunit export from nucleus. The record is from RefSeq and is a predicted model, not a curated record. The transcript is spliced from 2 exons. Gene Ontology annotation, molecular function: ribosomal large subunit binding. The coding region runs from base 219 to 959 and encodes 246 amino acids. Lineage: Eukaryota; Metazoa; Arthropoda; Copepoda; Harpacticoida; Harpacticidae.
GCUGACGAAACGCUUCAUAAAUUCGAGGCACCCAAACAGACACACACACGAGGUUGGAGGUUGGCCUCGUUCGUCUGGUCGGGAUUGCACCACGCUGAGACACCGUCACCGGAACCUCUGAUCUCGUUGAUCCCGGGUGCGAUUCAAUCGACGAUUGGAUCCGCGUGCAGAGCAGAUCCAUCUAUCCAUCCAUCGUUCCAUCGUCGGGACUGGGGACCAUGGCUGUGGUGCGCACACACUUUGAUAACAACGCCGAAGUGGGCGUGUUUUCCAAAUUAACCAAUGCUUACUGUCUGGUGGGCAUUGGGGGCUCAGAGAAUUUCUAUUCCACCUUCGAGGCUGAAUUAGACGAGGUCAUUCCCGUGGUGCACGCCAGCGUGGGUGGCUGCCGCAUCCUGGGCCGUUUAACGGCCGGCAAUCGCCACGGUCUGAUCGUGCCCAACAGCACGACGGAUCAGGAAUUGCAGCAGCUUCGCAACUCGCUGCCCGAUUCGGUCAAGGUCAAGCGCAUCGAGGAACGCCUCUCGGCCUUGGGCAACGUGGUGGCCUGCAACGACUACGUGGCCUUGGUUCAUCCGGAUCUGGACCGCGAGACCGAGGAGAUCCUGGCCGACACGCUCCAAGUGGAGGUGUUCCGACAGACCGUGGCCGGCAACGUGCUCGUGGGCUCGUAUUGCACCCUGUCCAAUCAGGGCGGAUUGGUCCAUCCUCGCACUUCCACCACCGAUCAAGAUGAGUUGGCCUCACUCCUACAGAUCCCGUUGGUGGCCGGGACGGUCAAUCGGGGUUCGGAUGUGAUAGGUGCGGGCAUGGUGGUGAAUGAUUGGACGGCCUUUUGCGGCCAAGAGACCACUUCCACCGAGAUCUCGGUCAUCGAGUCCGUGUUCAAGCUGAACGAGGGCCAACCCUCGGCCAUCACGCAGCAAAUGCGAGCCUCGCUCAUCGAGUCCAUGACAUGAGAGGCCAGACAUGGAACCUUCAUCCGAUAUCACUCUAUAUUUGUAAAGCUCGCAGAUUUGAAAUCAAUACACACACUCCCCGGACUCUCA